This is a messenger RNA of Cicer arietinum (chickpea), 2123 nucleotides long. RefSeq names its product stomatal closure-related actin-binding protein 1. Gene Ontology annotation, biological process: actin filament organization; regulation of stomatal movement. The record is from RefSeq and is a predicted model, not a curated record. NCBI's taxonomy places the organism in Eukaryota, Viridiplantae, Streptophyta, Magnoliopsida, Fabales, Fabaceae. Gene Ontology annotation, molecular function: actin binding.
UAACACGAAAACGUAAACAUAAACACUAAACAUUAAAUUAAAAUAAAAUGAAAUCCGAAAUCUAACUAACGGAGUGGGGUCCACCCAACCCACGGAUGCCACAACCUCUCUACUUUUUCUUCCCUUUUUUUGUUCUUUUCAAAAAGCAACAAUCUUCUCUCUCUCUAACAAUACCAGUGAUUCCCGUUUUUGAAUAGAAAAAAAGGAAACUAGGGUUCAGUUUCAUAGUCAAGAAGAAAUCUCAGAUUUUUCCUUUACUUUCAAUAAGCUUAAUGCUAGUGAGGGAAUUGGUUGUAAGAGAUGACGAGGGUAACCCGUGAUUUUGGUGAUACUAUGCAAAAAGAGGCAGUGCCUGCGGUAUCUUCUGAUGUGAUAUUUGCUUCUAGUCGGUUUCCUAGUUAUAGAAUUGGAGCUAACAAUCAGAUAAUGGAGACAAAGGAUGAUCCAAAAGUGCUAUCUAUGAAGGAGGUUAUUGCACGUGAGACUGCACAGUUGUUGGAUCAGCAUAAUCGUCUCUCGGUUCGUGACCUUGCUAGUAAAUUCGAGAAGGGUUUGGCUGCUGCUGCUAAGUUGUCUGAAGAGGCCAAACUUAGAGAAGCAGUGUCAUUGGAAAAACAUGUUCUUUUAAAGAAGCUCAGAGAUUCACUUGAAUCCUUAAAGGGGCGUGUGGCGGGAAGUAACAAGGACGAUGUGGAGGAUGCUAUUGCUAUGGUUGAAGCUCUUGCAGUUCAAUUAACUCAAAGGGAAGGGGAACUGAUUCAAGAGAAGACAGAGGUGAAAAAACUGGCAAAUUUUCUUAAGCAGGCUUCUGAAGAUGCUAAGAAACUGGUUGAUGAGGAAAGAGCUUUUGCUCGUGCAGAAAUAGAUAAUGCCAGGACAGCUGUUCAGAGAGUGGAAGAGGCACUUCAAGAGCAUGAGAAAAUGUCUCAAGCUUCAGGGAAGCAGGAUGUGGAACAAUUAAUGAAGGAGGUUCAAGAGGCUCGAAGAAUCAAAAUGCUGCAUCAGCCAAGCAAGGUCAUGGAUAUGGAACAUGAACUUCGAGCAUUGAGGGCUCAACUUGCGGAAAAGACCAGACAUUAUCUUCGACUUCAGAAGGAGCUAACAAGGACAAAGAAAGGAGAGGAAAAUGUUCCACAUUUAUAUGAACUUGAAGGGAAUGAAACCUUAGGUUCUUAUUUGCAAAUUCAGCCUUGCUCUGAUAUUGCCCCCGAUGUUUCAAAAUGUUCAAUUCAGUGGUAUCGCGUAUCGUCUGAUGGUUCCAAAAAAGAACUUAUUUCAGGAGCUACCAAAUCGGUUUAUGCCCCUGAGCCUUUCGAUGUUGGACACAUCUUGCAAGUUGAUAUUAUUUCAGAACACCAGCACAUUGUACUUUCAACUACAGGUCCAAUUGAUCCAGCUGCUGGUUUGGGAACCUAUGUAGAGGCACUUGUGCGAAAACAUGACACUGAAUUCAAUGUAGUUGUAACUCAGAUGAGGGGUGCACAUCAUCCAACUGAAUCUAUUCAUGUACUUCAUGUUGGAAAGAUGAGGAUCAAACUCUGCAAAGGAAAGACAACAAUUGCCAAAGAAUAUUAUUCAAGUACAAUGCAGCUUUGUGGAGUUCGAGGCGGUGGAAAUGCUGCGGCGCAGGCACUAUUUUGGCAGCCGAAACAAGGACAUUCUUUUGUAUUAGCUUUUGAAUCAGAGCGAGAAAGGAAUGCAGCCAUCAUGCUUGCAAGGAGAUUUGCAUUUGACUGUAAUAUCAUGCUUGCUGGACCAGAUGACAGAGCUCCUUUAGGGACAUGAUGAUUCUUCUUAAACUCUUAUUACUUUUCCCUCUUGUAAUUAAUUAUAUGAGUUUUUCUUCUACCUUGUAUUAUAUGUAAGUGUUAACAGUAAAAUGUGGCUUGUUAUUUAUAUUGUAUAAGUUGCUAAUGAUUCAUACCUUAUGUAAUUUUGUUUCAUCAAACACCAAGGCAUAUUUUUGUUUGCCUUUGUGAGUGAGUUGACAAAAGUUUUAGAGAUUACAUAUUUGAUUUAUAUAAUCUCUAUAUAUGGACAAGAAAUUUGUAAUAUUAUGGAGGUGUUAGAUUUAUAUAACAUUCCUUACCUUAAGGUUAAUAUUAUCAUUGUUGAGAAUUUAA